This is a messenger RNA of Galeopterus variegatus (Sunda flying lemur), 798 nucleotides long. RefSeq lists its product as uncharacterized. Lineage: Eukaryota; Metazoa; Chordata; Mammalia; Dermoptera; Cynocephalidae. Gene Ontology annotation, biological process: innate immune response; defense response to bacterium; complement activation, classical pathway. The transcript is spliced from 4 exons. The record is from RefSeq and is a predicted model, not a curated record. Bases 1 to 798 code for a protein of 265 amino acids. Gene Ontology annotation, cellular component: immunoglobulin complex, circulating; external side of plasma membrane; blood microparticle. Gene Ontology annotation, molecular function: immunoglobulin receptor binding; antigen binding.
AUGCAGACGCUGGGGUUCCUUCUAUGCCUGAUGGCAGCUCCCCUUGGUGUCUUGUCUGAACUGACAUUGAGGGAGUCGGGCCCAGGACUGGUGAAGCCCUCGCAGACACUGCCCCUCACCUGCACCGUCUCUGGGGGCUCUGUCACCAGCAGUUACUUCUGGAAUUGGAUCUGCCAGCGUCCUGGGAAAGCGCUGGAGUGGAUGGGGUACUGGAGCGGGGGCACGUACUACAACUCGGGUUUCCAGGGCCGCAUUUCCAUCACCGCCGACACAUCCAACAACCAGUUCUCCCUGCAGCUGAGCUCUGUGACCGCCGACGACACAGCCAUGUAUUACUGUGCAAGAGACACAGUGAGGGGAAGUCAGCGUGUCCUGUGUGAAAUCCAGCUGGUGGAGUCGGGGGGAGACAUGAGACAGCCUGGGGGUUCUCUGAGCCUCUCCUGCAAAGCCUCUGGAUUCACCUUCACUAACUACAGCAUGCAAUGGGUCCGCCAGGCUCCAGGGCAGGGGCUGGAGUGGGUGGCACGAGUGAGUCAGCCAAGUGGAAGUAAACAGUGGUACUCUCCAUCAGUACAAGGAAGGUUCACAAUAUCCAGGGACAACCCUACAAGCACAGUAUCUCUUAAAAUGACCAACCUGAAAGUCGAGGACACGGCUGUGUAUUAUUGUACAAGUAAUGGCUACAGUUUCUGUGGCUUAGAACAUUUUAGCUCUGCUCCCUCGAUACUAUAUGUGCCAACAACCAGGGAGCACCCCUUUUCCUUCCAUUUCCCUCCCAGCCAUGUUCCGGUGAUGUGA